Molecule: messenger RNA, 3028 nt
Organism: Ceratitis capitata (Mediterranean fruit fly)
Lineage: Eukaryota; Metazoa; Arthropoda; Insecta; Diptera; Tephritidae
Gene: Tes
Product: testin
Exons: 3
Coding region: 670-2760 (696 amino acids)
Molecular function (GO): zinc ion binding
Source: RefSeq, a predicted model, not a curated record
GUUUUGCUGCAUCAGUUUCGGAGUUUCAUCGCUUUUCAAAUGACUGGCUCGCCGUCAGAACGAGGUAGGACUUUAACGACAAAAUUUCCGGAACGGAAUCCACAAGCCACCCCUGGAUCCAAUGUUCACUUACAACAUUUUCACCACGAGUCAUACAAAUUUUUCGGUUGCUUUCAAACACGUUUCAGUAAAAAUCGAUCAGCCUCAUAAAAUGGAUUUUUUUUUUGUAUUUUUCAAAUGGACAUGCCAAUUUGCAAAUUAACAUUUUUUAAAUUUUUUUGAAGUUAGCAACAUUUUCACUUCCGCUACCGCUAUUUCCUUAUUUUCGUUUAUUGGCAACUCUAUUCGAUUUUGUGAUGAAGUGACAGUUGUACAGCUGGUGGAAAAAGCAAAAGUUGCAAAUUGUUUGCAUGCACAUAUACCUACGAAUUUUCGCGUAUUUAUUGACAAAUCUAAACAAAUGUAUUGAUAAAAACAGAAAACAACAAAAUAUAUGUAUUUUUAAAUAAAAUAUUCUAUUUUACUUAAUUUGUGCCUUUGCCUCGAUUGCAUGCAAGCAAUGACCUCAUCUUCAUCGUAAACCCAUCCGAAUAGAUCUAAUAGAUAUAGAUAGCCAACAAAUUUUUAACCACAGCCAACAAAGCAGCAGACAAACUUUACAGGAUAACAAUGAGUGUACGCGGCAAUAGUGAGAACUGUGUGGAGGAGCCUGUUGCACCAGAAUGGCUUUCAAAAUUGGAAAGUCGACGCGAGAAUCUACAACGCGCAACAAAGCUGAGUCAUGAAGUGGGCGCUGGUGCACCCUGCGGUGAAUGUGGUGACAAAUGUCCUGGAUUGGAUUUACAUUUUUGGCGUAAAGUAUGUCGCAAUUGUAAAUGUCGUAAGGAUCAGCAUAAAUGCGUUGACGAUGACUUGUCAUCGUGGGCACAAUUUGAGAUUUUGGGACAAAUAUGUUCGAAACCAGCGUUCAUUAAAAUUAAAGCGCUCGCCAGCCAACCCGUCCAAUUAGACUGGGUACCACCGAAUACCACGCCAGAUGUUGUUUCUGACUACAUGGAGAAAUUGGGUGCCACCAAGAUGCCGAUUGUGGGCAGUGAUGCGGCACAAAAGCGUAAACAGCAAUUGGAAUUUCAAGUGCCGCCGCAUGAUUUGAAUGCGGCAUUGUGUGACAAUCUAACCGAUGCUGAAGCCGCACAACUACAACAAUAUGUCGUGAAAAUACGUGAGAAUUGCGUUGGACAAGGUGUGGUUGUGCGCAUUGGUAAUAUGGGCAUCGGUUUUGUUGAAUAUAUAGCGCCACAACAACAACAACAACAACAACAACAACAUCAUCAACAGCUGCAGCAACUAAAUAUGUUAAUGACCUCCGAAGCCUAUAAUAUGCCAACGAAAAAUAUGCAGCCAACACCAUUUAAUGCCACCUUAUGUGGCGAUGCAAAUGAAUUAUCCUUUCAUUCACCGUUGCCAGUUAAAAAUGCCGUUAAUGCACGUUUUAGCGCACAAAUGCGCCAGGAAACUCCCGCACGUAAAUUAAAAUUCGGCACCAUAUGCAAUUUGGCCAACACAUGUGGUCUGCCAGUAAAUGUUGAUUAUGACAAAGAUGCCGUUUUCGCACAAAUACUACACGCCGAACCGUUGAAGAAAGCGAUUGAAAAUAAAGGCAAAGGAUUAAACGCAAUGCCAGUUGUCAUUUCACAAACGCAAAUGUUGCCCGAUUUCAUGAGUGCAUCAAUUUUAAGUCCCACCACCAAACAGAAACUCAAGGAUAUUGGCGUUAAUGUGAAAACUGUACAAAGUGCCUUAUUGAAUAGCCCAUUUUACGAUGCACUCUACGAUACACUCAAACAUAAUGACAUCGACUACGAUGAAUGCCGUGUAUUGGCACCCAUACAGGCGCUGAGAGAAGAGGUGCUGGUGAAUAGACCUUUGGCCGAGGAGUUAAGUAGUUUUGUGUCACAAUUGCCCAACAGUGCUGCCAUAAUGUAUACCAGCCCACCAGAGAAUAGUCUGGUUAAGAGUGGUGGUCUUAGUGGUUCCAGUAGCAAUGAUUCAGGCUUUGGCUCGAAAGCUUCAACACCGGUGGGCGGCGCAGACAUGUUAACUGCUGGCGGCUUGCCAAAUGCCUUCCAACAAAUGCGUUUGGGUAGCAAUGUGGUGAAAGACUUUCCACCACCUCCACCGGUUGUGAACUGUCGCGACUGCGCUAAGCCCAUACCCUUGGGUGAUGUCGCCGUCAAAGCGGAACGCGCAGGUAAAGAGAUUGCCUGGCAUCCGGAGUGCUUCAAGUGUUACACUUGCCGUGAGUUGUUGGCCGAUUUGGUGUAUUUCUUUCACGGCGGUCAAGUGUACUGCGGUCGUGAUUUGGCUAUAAAUCUGAAGAUACCACGUUGUAAGGCUUGCGAUGAAUUGAUAUUCACCAAGGAAUAUACAGCGGCGGAAGGUGCUACCUUUCAUAUUAAACAUUUCUGCUGUUAUCAUUGCGACACACCGUUGGCGGGCCAACAGUAUAUACCCGAUGAAAAGACCAAUAUGCCGAUAUGUUUGAAAUGUUAUAAUGAGUUCUUUGCGGCCACUUGUCAGCGCUGCAAUCGUCAAAUUGAACCCACCGAUCAGGGUGUUGCCUGGGGCGAUGUGCAUUGGCAUAGCGGUUGUUUUGUGUGUGCUGGUGUCGAUUGUGACAAAUCAUUGAUUGGUGGACGCUUUUGCGUUAAACAGAAAAUGCCUUUUUGUAGUGCACAAUGUGUUAGAAGUAUUAUAUAAGAUAAGAUAAUUUUUAUAUGCAUUUACAAACGUAUACAUAUACACAAUUUAGUAUUUACCGUUACUAUAUACUGCAAGUAUUCAGCACAAGACAAACAAUUGUAAUUCCUAUUUAAGAUGCAUUACAUAUAUACUACAUUUACAUAUUUUACAUAUUGUAUUUUUUAUACAUAUACGCCAGUUUAUACAUACAUACUUAUGUAUAUUGCACGCUUUAAAGUGCUACGAAAUAUACUUUAUACAUAACUUUUCUCAAUGUGCGCUUAAA